AUGGAAUCUGGUGGUGGUGGAGCUCGAAAACGUGGAAGUGUGCUUUCUGCAUACUUGACAGUUGGACUGGACUCGUGCAUACUUUCCCAUUCAUCACCUUCUUCCACCCGACAAAGAUCACCGCUAAUUUCGCAUGUACCCCUUCCUGUUAAAAAAAAUACCAAUUUUCUCAGAAUACAAAAGUAUACUCGACAGGAAAUCUCAGCCAUUUUAUACAGAGAAUUACUCUAA
Messenger RNA from Brugia malayi, 231 nucleotides. RefSeq lists its product as uncharacterized. The record is from RefSeq and is a predicted model, not a curated record. NCBI's taxonomy places the organism in Eukaryota, Metazoa, Nematoda, Chromadorea, Rhabditida, Onchocercidae. Bases 1 to 231 code for a protein of 76 amino acids. The transcript has 2 exons.